UGGAUGUGCGGGAUGUCAGUGGUUGUGGAGUUUCCCCUGCACACGCCCAUCGGGACGGAGAGUGAGUUUUUCAUUAAUCAGCACGAUGAGUCCGUUCAUCAGUCAGUCAGUCACCAUGAGCCGAGACAAACUCAACAUCAUCACCGCUGUAAUCCUCAUUCUCUCCCGAUCCUGCAACGCAAACAGCAAACUCCUGCUCUUUCUGAUCGAUGGAUUCCGUUAUGAUUACAUGGACGAUUUACAAAACAUGGCCGGAUUUAGAGCGAUCGUGGAAAACGGUGUGAAAGUGGAUUACAUGACUCCAGAUUUCCCCAGUCUGUCCUAUCCAAACUAUUACUCUCUCAUGACAGGACGCUAUUGUGAGGUGCAUCAGAUGACUGGAAAUUACAUGUGGGAUAAGGACUCCAUGAAGGAAUUCCUGAUCGGAACGAAUCCGGACAGCCGUCUGCCCCUUUGGUGGGAUGGCUCAGAGCCACUGUGGGUGACCAUGCAGAAACUUGGAAAGAGAGUUUACAUGUAUUUCUGGCCUGGUUGUGAAGUGUCAAUUCUUGGGGUGAGACCUACAUUCUGUGAGGAAUAUGUCUACAAUCCUUCAGAGAAGAACCUGACUGACUCUAUGGAGAGCGCUCUCAGCAUGUUAAAGAGCAAUAAAGCAGACAUGGCUGCGAUUUAUUACGAGAAGAUAGAUGUGGAAGGACAUCAUUACGGGCCUCAAUCUAUUCAAAUACAGCGUGCCGUACAUUCACUGGACCAGGCUUUCCAAACCCUCAACCGCAAAAUCAAGGAGAAGAAUAUGAGAGAUGAGUUAAAUGUUGUCCUGUUCUCUGAUCAUGGGAUGACCGAGCUCAAGUGGAUGGAGAAAGUCAUUGAACUGGAAAAAUACAUUGACAUGUCCAACAUCAUCAAGAUGAUGGACAGAGGGCCAGUGGUCAGUCUGUGGCCCAAACAGGACAAGUUUGAGGAGAUAUAUCAAAACUUGAGCACAGUGGACAACAUGAAUGUUUACAAGAGGCAAGAAAUCCCAGACCGCUACCACUAUAAGAAUGGGAGGUUUGUCUCUACGCUAACACUUGUCGCAGAGCCCGGAUGGUUUAUCACUGAGAAUAAAGCCAAAUUGCCCUUCUGGAAAAACAGCACCAAAGAGGCAGAGGGUUGGCAGCACGGUUGGCACGGUUACGAUAAUGAGUUUUUGGACAUGAGGGGAAUUUUUCUGGCACAAGGACCAGACUUCAAGACGAACUACCGCGCUGCUCCCAUUCGAACAGUGGAUGUGUAUAAUGUUUUGUGCAGGACGUUGGGGAUCGAACCUCUGCCCAACAACGGCUCGUGGUCUCGAGUGGAGUGUAUGCUGAAGAACUCGGCGGCCACUGUACGACCCGCUCUGAUCUACAGCUGGAUGCUGAUGCUGCUGACCCUGUCUAUGCUGCUCUAGAACUCUCUAUGACUGCAUUUUCACACUGAAGCACUGCACAAAUCAUAUCAGGCUGAAGAGAAGAUUGCAAAAGAGAAUAUCUGAAACACGUUAUAGGGUGUUAGAGUGUGUACCAUAGCACCGGAUACUUUCUUUUCAUCAGCUUUUUGCUGCACUGCCUCUAUUUUCGAGUUGUUAAUGUCACUGAAUGCUGGCGCAAUAGAAGAAUUGAUUGUGAUGACAUUGGAUGAACCAACUUGCACGUUCAAUAUACUGAGAUUAACACUGGUGGCCAAAAGUUUGGAAUAAUGUACAGUUUUUGCUCUUAUGGAAAGAAAUUGGUACUUUUAUUCACCAAAGUUACAUUCAACUGAUCACAAUGUAUAGUCAGGACAUUAAUAAUGUGAAAAAUUACUAUUACAGUUUGAAAAAAAAAAAACUUAAACUACUUCAACAAGUUCUCAUCAAAAAAUCCUCCACGUGCAGCAAUGAGAGCUUUGCAGAUCCUUGGCAUUGUAGCUGUCAGUUUGUCCAGAUACUCAGGUGACAUUUCAACCCACACUUCCUAUAGCACUUGUCAUAGAUGUGGCUGUCUUGUCGGGCACUUCUCACACACCUUACAGUCUAGCUGAUCCUACAAAAGCUCAAUGUAGUUAAGAUCCAUAACACACUGGGGCCUGGGUAGCUCAGUGGUAAAGACACUGGCUACCACCCCUGGAUUUCACUAGUUCGAAUCCCAGGGUGUGCUGAGUGACUCCAGCCAGGUCUCCUAAGCAACCAAAUUGGCCCGGUUGCUAGGGAGGGUAGAGUCAUACGGGAUAUCCUCCUCGUGAUCACUAUAAUGUGGUUUACUCUCAGUGGGGCGCAUAGUGAGUUGUGUGUGGAUGCUGUGGUGGAUGGCAUGAAGCCUCCACACACGCUAUAUCUCCACAGUAACACUCUUUUCCAAUUAUCUGUUGUCUGAUAUCUGUGUUUCUUUUCCCACUCUAACCUUUUCUUUUUGUUUUUCUGUUUCAAAAGUGGCUUUUUCUUUGCAAUUCUUCCCAUAAGGCCUGCACCCCUGAGUCUUCUCUGUACUGUUGUACAUGAAACUGGUGUUGAGCGGGUAGAAUUCAAUGAAGCUGUCAGCUGAGGACAUGUGAGGUGUCUAUUUCUCAAACUAGAGACUCUGAUGUACUUAUCCUCUUGUUUAGUUGUACAUCUGGGCCUUCCACAUCUCUUUCUGUCCUUGUUAGGAGUGAUGGCUUUUGGAAAUGGGGUCUGUCUAGAUUUGAUCAAAAAUGACAUUUUUUCAAAUAGUGAUGGUGUUUUUUACAUCAGUAAUGUCCUGACUAUACUUUGUGAUUAGCUGAAUGCCACUUUGGUGAAUUAAAGUACCAGUUUCCUUCUGAAACAGCAAAAUCUGUACAUUAUUCCAAACUUUUGGCCGCCAGUGUAUAUUUUAGAAAGAUAAGAUCUUUUAUUCUAUAAUAUUCUCCAUGUACUUCAUCUGUUCAUUCAUUUCUUUCUAUUGUUUUGAUUUUGUCUCUGUACACCCAGUUAAUCUGUCUGUGUUGGUUUUUAUAACACAGAGAAAACCUUUCUUUUAUCUUUUUCUGAUACUGUAAAAUCAAAUUGUUUCACCAGUUUAGCCUCUCUGUCAAGAUUUUUGUAAGGCAUUACAUGUGUUAUUUGAUUAUUACAGUUUUUAUUUCUAUAACAAUAAUACCUUCCUUUAGUACAGGGCUUGCACUAAUUUUUUCUAAAUAAAAGAGACUUUUCCUCAUACUAUCUCCAGGACAGUUGAGUAAGACUCAUUUUUCCGUCUGUUUUUAUAGUUUCAUCAUUCAUUGAUUGAUUGAUUGAUUACAGGUUCAUGUUCAGUGUGCUAUUGUAUUUAUAUUUUUAUUUACAGUGGUACUCCUAUUCUCUUUCAGUAUGGAAUAAAUAAAUAAACAAAUAAAUAUA
Myxocyprinus asiaticus (Chinese sucker) is the source of this 3358-nucleotide messenger RNA. It is a transcript of the gene enpp6, whose product is annotated as ectonucleotide pyrophosphatase/phosphodiesterase 6. The transcript has 8 exons. The record is from RefSeq and is a predicted model, not a curated record. NCBI's taxonomy places the organism in Eukaryota, Metazoa, Chordata, Actinopteri, Cypriniformes, Catostomidae. The coding region runs from base 86 to 1432 and encodes 448 amino acids.